ACCGCCUACCGCAGCCAGGACAAAAACAAUCGGCAUCCUCUGAACACUACAACAUAAAAACGGAGGACUCGAACCAAAAUCUGUUAUCAUUAAAACACAUUUCAAAGAUACGGACACCACAGAGGGAGAGAUGGUUUCUCCGGUAACAGUGGUCAAAAGCGAAGGCCCAAAGCUGGUGCCAUUCUUCAAGGCGACUUGUGUGUAUUUCGUCCUGUGGCUGCCCACCUCAAGCCCCUCCUGGUUCAGCGCCCUCAUCAAAUGUCUGCCCAUCUUCUGCCUGUGGGUGUUUUUACUGGCGCACGGCUCCAGCUUCCUAGGUGCUCACUCCAGUGCCCGCAAGAUCCUGGCUGGCCUGAUUUUUUCUGCUCUGGGUGAUGCUUUUCUCAUCUGGCAGGAGCAGGGCUACUUUGUCCACGGCCUGCUGAUGUUCGCCAUCACCCACAUCCUCUAUUCCUCCGCCUUCGGGAUGAAGCCCCUCAACAUGUCUGUUGGUCUGGUGGUCUCUGCUGUGUCCUCUGUGAGCUACAUGCUGCUCUACCCCUACCUGUCGGGCCCCUUCACCUACCUGGUGGCCGUCUACAUCGCCCUGAUCGGCUUCAUGGGCUGGAGGGCAAUGGCAGGCCUGCAGCUUGCAAACGACCUGUGGACCUGGACCAAGAUGUCGGCCUGCCUGGGUUCCGUGCUCUUCAUGGUGUCCGACCUCACCAUCGCCGUCAACAAGUUCUGCUUCCCAGUGCCCCACUCACGUGCCAUCAUCAUGGCGACCUACUAUGCGGCUCAGAUGCUGAUCUCGCUGUCAGCGGUGGAGUGCCAGGACGUGGAGGUCGCCAGGAAGAGGUCAUGAGGUACCAAGGGUUCUGUAGCAACUGGUCAUGAGGUUGGGAAGGUGGAAGCCGCCUCCCCCUCCCUCCGGCCCUGAGUGAUCAUGGACACACUUCACCGCCAGAUCCCCAACUCUCAACCCUCAUCUCAAUGUGGUGCUCACACACCGUAACCAUGACUGGUCCACUAUCAGCGUAAUACCCCUCUAGUAUGGUAGUCUCACACCUCACACACCUGUCUUUUUAACACAGAGAUAUACUAGUAUUAUCCCCUGUCCUCCGAUCCUAGAAUAGCUGUCUCAAGUUACCAUGGAGACAAGAGUAGUACUAUCAACCUGCUAUAUAGAGGGAGACAUUCUUAUUUACUUUGAUCUAUUAUGUUUUAAUUUAAGGGCAGUAUAUCACUGGGGACCUGCUCAGUGUGUGGGAGAGCGAUUAUUCGUUUGUGUGUGUGUGUACAUUGAUGUGUGAAUGACAAACACCCUUACCUCACCUUCCACACAGUCCAACCACACAUCUACUUAAUGUCCUCCAAUCAUCAGUCAACUCUUUUCUUUUUGCCUUUUUCUCUGUUGCCCGAGACCUUGUUAAAAAGGGAGGGGUUUUUAUAUUUCUGUGCCCGUAUUCAGCUUUUAUUCUUUCUAAAUACUGACUUGUUCCCCUGAAUUUAAGUCUGCUACUCUUAAAAGUCAGGAGAAAAUCCACGUGUGUUUGAAUUAUGAGCAGUCCUGCACAAUUCAGUCACAACAGCCACACUGCCUCUAUUCACUCCACUGUCUAACAUGCUCAGAAAAAUACACUACUAGUCUCUCAGGAUGAAUGAAUUAGUUUGCUCUUGAAUAAGUGAUGCAGACAGAAAAAUAAUAUGACAUUGUAGGGAAAAGUUUGUGGCCUGCUGUCAAAAAGGGAGCACAGUAAACACUGGAGUCACAGAAGAUUACUGUACACAUUAUAACCUGCUGUACAGUCGCCUUUCAGGCGUUUUUUAAGUGUUUUGUCUGCCACUUUUUCAGCUCACACACCUGACACUUACAACCCCUGCUGCUUUAGUUAUUUGGAACAGUCCACAGGGGUUCUUAUUGCUGGACUGGAUCAGCCAACUCAUGCUGACAUUGGCCUGGGACCAUGUUAUUAAGACUAACAAAAAGGAAAGGGCAAUGUUACUGGCUCUCUGUGUAUCAACUGUGUGUGUGUUUGUGUGUGUUUGUGUGUGUUUUUGUGUCUAACUGGGCCGUUAGAAGAUAUUCCCUCAUCCGUUACCGCACACACACAAACACACACAUGAAAGUACGCACAUUACCCCGGGGCAUCCUGACUGAAAAAAAGAAGAAGAAUAUUACAAAACAUGGAGAAGAGUGAACUAGCUUGUCAUGUGAGGGAAUAGUUAUCUCAUUAUUCCUAAUAAUUCCCUGUCACAGGACACUUCAUCAGCUCUAAUCCUGCAAAAUCCGCCGAAGAUAAUCCCUGACAGGUUGUCUGAUAUUUUGUCUUUCAUCUAUCGCACAUUUUUUUUCCUCUCUCACCUUUCAUUAGUUUCAACUUUAAGAGUGUAUGGAUGGGAGUUUUGAGUGUGUGUGUGCCUGUGUGAGCGUGCAUAUCAACGUCUGUAUGUGUACCUGUGACAAAUCAGAACCAACUCAAGGCCAGAAAUGCUGUGAACCAUCUCAGUAUGAGUAGUACAGACUCUACUGGAUAUCUUUAAUGUAUUCUCUCUCAAGGUUCUUAAACUAUCUCCAUACCCCCUUCUCCUCUUGAAUGUUUUAACUUCUUAGUCUUUAAUGGUGGAGAUCGGGCGUGUUCAGGGUGGUAUGGCCGUAAGCAUCUCAGUUAUUUUUCUCAGUUAAAGAUGACUUUAAAGCUCCUGUAAAGAACUUCAGGUUUGGGUCAAUUCUGGCGCCCCCCUACAGACGAAUCGCCACUUCUUAUCUCUUUGCUGAUUCUGUCAAAUACAUGUGUAAGUAAGGUUUUGAAAAAAAAACCUCUCAUCUUGCCUGCUGUAACAGUCAAAAUUGGGGAAAAGGCUAUUUCUGCAGCUUGCUGUAAAUGCUUUAAUUUGACACCUAUCCGAGAACAGAAGUUCAAGAAGAAGUCAUUCUUCUUCUUAAUGGUCUUGUUGGCUUUUUUCACUCUUAUUCAUUAAUAUUAGAUUGAGUCUAUUUCAUUAACAGUUCAAAACAGGAGCUUUAAGGUAAUAAUUAAUUAGGUCAAUUAUAUUCAUAUUGUGUGCUAUCUAAUAAUUAAUUUGACCUUUAGUGCAAGCAUUAACAUUCGUAAGAAAAGCACCUUGUAAUUAGUGUAGAGUAUGUCACUGGCUUUAUGAUUGAAACCACUAACAGUUUUUGUCCUGGGAAGAAAAUGAAUUUCAUUACAAACUCCAGCAAUCUAAAGUAUUCAUGUUUAAUAAUCUAGUCCGCAUGCACCUUUAACCUGUAACCUGAUAUACUGUGCUGUAUAUAAAACAAACAUGGAGGCAUGGAGAAGAAACAGACCCAUGUUAUGGGUUCCUCCUGCUGGGUCAAUGACCCAUUAAAGCUGUCAGAAACAUCCGAAUAUACAAAAAAAAAAAAAACACACACACACAUAUAAAUGUGAUGAUUCACCGCAUCAGCCACCGUCAACGAUCUGCAGGCAGGUCAUGGUGUUGACAUUCAUAAAGCCCCCGUCUUGAACAUUAUGCUGAAGCAGAAAAUCGUAUUUUUGACCACAAAGGACACUCAAAACGGUCUUCUAUUUCUGAUAAUUCCUCAUCCUCCGUUUUGGCCUGUCAGCGCUAAAUUUCUGCUUUGUCAGUGUGGGUUGUUUCAUCAGUCUGUGUCGCUUUGUUUUCUGUUCUGUUUUAUAAUGAGCCCCUCUCCUUCCGCAGACAUGCACUUGCCUGCCUGUGCUGUCUGAAAUCAGAGUCUAGUGGAGUACAAGGAGACAUGCUGGUUUACGAGACUGAAUCUAGUAUGCAGUCUAAAGUUGAACAGUGAGGGAGGGACGAGAGAGUCAAGCCGUCUUACUCAUCCUUACUAUAUGUGGGCAACCUGUGUGGGCACUUCUCCCUCCUGCCACAUAAAGCCUCUUGACUCGUGUUCUUACAGUUCUGAUGGCUACAUGCCAAAGACAGGCUUUACUUCAACUACUUCUGAGAAUAUUUCUGACGACCAAGUAACAUUUUGGAAAAUCUCCAUGCCUUUGUUAGCCCCUGGAGCAAAGAAUAACCUCAAACACCACACUGAAUCAGGAAUGUGCCCGUUAUUACGCCUAUUUGAAGUAUUAAGAUGUUAACCCUGAAAAUAUUGUAUUUCUUCGCCAAUGACUGGGCACAGAUAACCAAAAGUGAAGCAUUGAAGAACUAAUUUCAUAAAGUAUAUCUCGUUAGUGUAGAGCCCAUCUCAAGUAUCAAAACCUCUUUUGUAUUUGCAUGGCACUCGAGGUCCCCCUCAUUGGUCUUCCAGGAGAGUAUUGUUGAGCGAUACUGUAGCUGGUAUGAGGUGAGGUGAUACAUGACACAAAGGAAGAGUCCUUUUCCAUCCUGCCUGUAAAGUUAGCUGUCAUCCUGCCCCCCCCCCACCCCACCCCCACCUCACAGAUGGCAGGCCAGCAGGCGCAUCACUUUACCUCAGCCUGUCAACAGCACUGUUGUUCUGAGCUUUGUGCGUGCAGACAAAAGGGGACCUGAGAGAGCCGAGGGAGGCUGCUAUAGUCUGGCCUGAGCUGUGAAUAAUGAGCUGGAUCCACUAGCUGUUAUGGUAGAGAGAAGGAGUCUGCACUUUUUGUUCCAUUUUUACAUUUUCUCUCUCUUUCUUUUUGUGUCAUGUGAUCUUUAAUUUGAAACCAUUGCUGUUGAUGUGCGACAUUCACAACACAGAGCUCUAAUUUCUUUUGUACUCAUGCAUGGCAAGAAGUUGUCCACUAUAAACAGCUGGUGUCUUUUUAUUGGCUGCCAUUGACAGUCCUCCGACAUCAGUAUGAGCCUGUGAGAAGUCUGUAGUAAUAAUGCUGUCUUCUCUUUGACAUACGAACCAAAACUGCACUUUUCCACACCCAGAGUAAGGCCAGUCAAUCUCUCUUUUAAGCCAGUGGCUGAAGGGUUUCAAAUAAAAAUCAUCAGGUGUACUGUUUCCUUUUAAGUAUAUAAGCUCCAUUUUCCUGAACUCUUUGCAUUUCUUUCUAAAGAAAAAAAAACUGAAGUGAAUGUUCCAUUGUUGAGGUUUUAAGCAGAAGAAAAUGUUGCAUCAACGCUUGAGAGAAUCAGCAUUUUUCUUUGAAAGGCAUUAUUGCCCUUGAAGUGUUACAAGCAUUUACGUAUCAAUCUUUUUUUUUUUAAGUGUUUUUAUUUUUAUUUGCAAAAAAGUCGCUGUAGAUCUUGCCUGUCAACAUGACAAAAAGCUGGGUUUGUUAUCAAGAUUACUUUGACUUCUUUGUUUUCCCAUCACAAUCCAUCGUUUUAUGAACAAACUUUCUUUCUUUUAUUUUUUACAAAAGAUAGAAAUCUUUUUUUACAAAAGAUAGAAAGAUAAACAUACCUUGUUAGAUUUUCACUUUAUGAUUCAUUUCCUUAACGACUGUAGAGAUGAACUAGUUUUAUUUGCUGUAGUGAAACUGCUAUGAAUGUGAAUAUCUAUUGGAGAAAUAAAUGCAAUUGCAAUGCAACUUUAA
This is a messenger RNA of Labrus bergylta (ballan wrasse), 5465 nucleotides long. It is a transcript of the gene tmem86a, whose product is annotated as transmembrane protein 86A. Gene Ontology annotation, cellular component: membrane. Gene Ontology annotation, molecular function: hydrolase activity. Lineage: Eukaryota; Metazoa; Chordata; Actinopteri; Labriformes; Labridae. The record is from RefSeq and is a predicted model, not a curated record.